This is a messenger RNA of Epinephelus moara (kelp grouper), 801 nucleotides long. RefSeq lists its product as uncharacterized. The record is from RefSeq and is a predicted model, not a curated record. Gene Ontology annotation, biological process: response to bacterium. NCBI's taxonomy places the organism in Eukaryota, Metazoa, Chordata, Actinopteri, Perciformes, Serranidae. The transcript is spliced from 6 exons. The coding region runs from base 1 to 774 and encodes 257 amino acids.
AUGAUAUUUCUUGUAGAAGAGUCUGAUGGAAUAGCAAAGCGGACGAGUGUGAUCCUGGGCACUCUGACUGUUGUCCUUGUGAUAGUCAUCGUUGGUCUGAUUGUGAAAAACAGGAAACUUCAGACAGGCUGGAUCUCUGUCUCAGUUUCUGAGACUGUGGACGUCCAGUCUGGUGAAGACGUCACACUGCAGUGCUCCAACAUGGUCAAACGUGAAUCUGUGACAUUGUGGUUCAGACUGGUGAAUAAAACCAAGGCCAGCUGUAUCUCUGUUAUGUUCCGUGCUGACGAGGACGCUGAAUACUGCGAGGGAUUUCAAAAUGGAAAAUUUAAAAUGAGAUCCGACAGCUCCACCACCUCUCUCAGAAUCAAACAGAUGGAUUUAUCUGACUCUGGACUGUAUUUCUGUGGAUUUUACACAGAGGGACGUUUGUUUUUCAGUGUAAUAUAUUUAAAUGUUAAAGGCAGCGGUGAGCCACAUGAUGACGAGGAAUACAACUGCAAAAAAGAGUCUGAGGGAAUAGCAAAGCUGUCGAGUGUGAUCCUGGGUGCUCUGACUGUUGUCCUUGUGAUAGUCAUCGUUGGUCUGAUUGUGAAAAACAGCAAACUUCAGACAGCUGCCAGGGAAGGACAGAAUCCACAACAGCAUGAGACUCUGGGCUCUGAUGGCCAGAAAGAUGCAGCACUGGCUUUGUGCUUGCCAACAGUGAGGAACAGGAGGCCUGCAUCACAGAGAGAAGUGGAGACUCAUGUUAUUUAUGCUGCCCGCAGAUAGACUCAGAGAGGAACUGAUGCUUUUAUC